AUGCCAGAGGUUCACAAGACCAAGACAUUGGCUGCCACAGCCGGAGCUGCAUUUCCCUUUUGCUUCGUUGACCCUACAGGUACCGCCCAGCUGGUCUUUCUGACUACAAGCACUGGCGUUGGACUUGGUCUCACCGCUCGUCUUGGUCGAAAUAUUUGGGGAAAGGCGCAAAAGUUGAGGUCGUCUUCAAAACGAGCACCGACCGAAGGAAAUGUCGACUUCGCUUCUGACAGUGACCAUGGGCUGGUGGCAUUUGAUCAGAGGGAAUUCGAAGAAUGCAUCCGAAAACUUGCCGCGAGCAUGACCGGGAUAGUUGUCUCCGGCAGCCUCAGCACCGUUCUACCCCACUACGUCGUUGGCUUCCUACUCAGCGGCGGAGAAGCCGCAUACUACCUGCGUAAACUUUGGAAAAUGCGGGACAUGUGCGGGGGCACCAAACAAUUAAUGGAAAACGUCUCAAAGUUCGACGUGGCAUUGCAGGUCUCGGCUGGUGUGUGUAUCAGGUUUCUUACGACAAUACUUUUCCUUGGUGCUGCCGAAUUCAACACCUUUGUGGACUCAACCGCAGCUGUUUGCGACGGGCUGAUGAAUUCGGGGAAUGGCGCCACGGAAGGCGCGGAUGCCCUCAAAGCUACGCACGAUAGCCUCCUUGGCCAGGAUCUUUUUGGCGCGAGCACUGCCUUAGCAGGAGCACCGUCUGAGGGUCUGUCCCAAGUCUUCGGAUAUGGCACAGACUACACGCCCACAUGGACUGACGGCGCGCCUCCCGCGCAUUGGGCUGCUUUUGGUGGUGCCAGUUCCGUCGCCGAGACAGCCCUGGCCAGAUUGGUGGAAGAACCUGUCCACAAAGCCAUCAAUGUUGCUUCGUCUAUUGGUGAGAAAUUUGCUUUCUCAAAACAGGGGCCGUGA
This is a messenger RNA of Endocarpon pusillum Z07020, 909 nucleotides long. RefSeq lists its product as uncharacterized. The record is from RefSeq and is a predicted model, not a curated record. The transcript has a single exon. NCBI's taxonomy places the organism in Eukaryota, Fungi, Ascomycota, Eurotiomycetes, Verrucariales, Verrucariaceae. The coding region runs from base 1 to 909 and encodes 302 amino acids.